This is a messenger RNA of Hansenula ciferrii, 2919 nucleotides long. Its product is annotated as SSWI/SNF chromatin-remodeling complex subunit. The transcript has a single exon. The record is from RefSeq and is a predicted model, not a curated record. NCBI's taxonomy places the organism in Eukaryota, Fungi, Ascomycota, Saccharomycetes, Phaffomycetales, Wickerhamomycetaceae. Gene Ontology annotation, molecular function: DNA-binding transcription factor activity, RNA polymerase II-specific; zinc ion binding. Gene Ontology annotation, biological process: regulation of transcription by RNA polymerase II. The coding region runs from base 1 to 2919 and encodes 972 amino acids.
AUGGAUAAUUGGUCCAGAAAUUCAAGUGGGCUUCCUACCCCGAACCAACAACAACAACAACAACAACAACAACAACAACAGAAUCAACAAGGACAACAUAAUCAACCCCAAGUACCAUCACAAUUGCAAAGAGAUCAUUGGAGCCAACCACCACCAAUCCAACAACUUCCUCAAAUACCCACACAAAACAUUCCUCAAACGCAACUCGUCUCAGUACCGGUAGUGAAUCCACAGAACCCACAAUUGCCUCCACAAUAUCAAACAGUCCCUGCUCAAAUAUGGAAUGGUCAAAUAACAAUUUUGCCACAAGGAUCACCAACAGCAAAUGUUCUACCAGGUCAAUAUCCUGCGUAUGGCCAGGUUCAGUAUGUCUAUCCACCAGGUUAUGAUCCAAAUAACCACUCUCCUCAAUAUUAUCAACAGCAUGUAUCGCCUCCACUUCCACAACAACAGCAACCAAUUCCACCACCAUCAACUCAUCUUGACCCAAAUGGAUUAGCAACUCCCUCUACAAGAUCUUAUGCAACCGCUUUCCAAGGCGAAACUGGCUCAAAUCAAAUUACUGGCACAAAAUACACUGAUGCUUUGAAUUCAGCACUAAAGAACCCAAUCCCCCCAUACGCUAUUGCAACUACAAAUAGUACAAAUGGUAAGAGAUCUAAAACACCAACAACAAUCACAGAAACCAAUCAAAGUUUGUCACCUCAAAAUGAAGCCAACCCAAAUGCUGCCAAAAAAGGGUUUAGAAAUUCAAGAAGAAGACAUAGAAAUUCACAUUUAGGUUGUGCAACUUGUAAGAGUCGUCGUAUUAAGUGUGACGAACAGUUACCACAGUGCAGAAAUUGUACGAGAGCUAGAUUAUCCUGUGCUUACUUGGCCUUAGAUGAUGCAGCUAGAGAUGCUUUGAAGACUGCCCAAAAUGCUCAUCAGGCAAGAUUGCAAAGUUUGAAUGUUCAAAAUGCAAACGAAGGCCAAAAUGCUAAUAGAACUCCACAAGAUACUCAAUUCCAAGACAAUACACAUUAUCCAUAUCCAAAUCAACCUUAUGCUGCUCCUGGGUUGCCUUCAAGGAUUUUCGUCAAUCAACCACAAUGGAAUACAAGACCAGCUGGUGCAGAAAUUCCUAUCCAAGUCAACUUACAACAUCCAGUACUUCCUCCAUUAGAAGUACCUAUUCAAUCAACACCACCUACAACUAGCGUCGAGUCAGCCCGCGUUACACAGAAUAAUAGUCCAAAUGAAGGUAUAAAAAGACCAAAAUCUGAAAGCUCAGAUGUUUCAAGUAAUGCAAGUUCAACAGAUUCACUAAAAUCUCCAAGUUUGACAAUUCCAGCCUCAAGAUUUUCUAUACAAUCCGACAGUUUUAACAGUUUGGUCACUUUAAUCAAAAACCAUGAAGAUAUUGAUCCUAAAGUAUCAGAUAAAAAUGUUCAAUUUCCAGAUCAAUUCACAGAAAUUAUAUUGGAUCCAGAAUGCACCAAAUUCUUGAAUAUGUCAUGGGAAAAGAUAGAUUGGUCAUUGAUAAAGAGUUUUAGAUCAGGAUUUGAGCCUGAAUGGUUAUAUAAAGAGUAUGACCGUUAUCAUAAAAAAGUUAUGGAAGAAAGUUGUAACAACGUUGUUUUAUUCAAAUCUCUAUUAUCAACAGGCUCUGUUUUAUUAGCUGAGUAUACUAAAAGUGAAGAAGUCAGAAAUUUGGCUACAAAACAACUGAACAAAGAUUUUGAGAUAGUUUUGAGAUUUUUAGACAAAUUUAAAAUUCAUAUGAGUAAAGAAAUUACAAAUACUAGUGUAUUUUAUGACAACGUUAACAUUGCAUUUUCCAAAUUUCAAAUUUUUCAAACUGCUAUUCCAACAACCUACUUCGGCUCACACAAUAUGAAUGAUAAUGUUGAAUCUACCAGUCGUUUUUUUAAUUUUAUCAUCCAAUAUAUCAAAAAUGAAUUUUUAGCAACAAAAGAUGAAGAAAACAUAGCCAAAUUUAAGGAUGAUGAACUCUUUCAGAAAGCCACUAUAUUGAAUGAUUACAUGGGUGUUUUUAUUAUUUAUUAUGUCCAAUGUAUCAAAGCAUAUCACACUGCUGAAUAUAACACAGAUUUCUUCAAAGAGUUAUCAGACAAAAUCAAGUUGAUUAAAUCAGAGAUUUAUGAAAACUUGGAUGAUGAACACAAAAGUCAUUAUGAUAAUUUGGUUGGAUUUACUACAAAAUUGAAUGAAUAUUUUGAUGACGUUAAAGCUAAGAAACCAACCAACCAUUUGCACGUUUUAUUUUACACUAUGAAGAAGUGGUACUCAAUUUUACCUGAACAACUAUAUGUGAAUCGCACUUAUACUCAUGAAGUUUACAUCCUUUAUUCUUAUUUCCAUGCUGCAAUUUCAGCUUUACUGGCGAUUUUUCCAGAAACAAGAUUUUAUUAUAUGUAUUCAUUCAAUGGGAGAGAUGGUACUAGAACUGCUAAUCCAGUUAUUGAUUAUUACAAUGAUACUGAUGUUUCAGAAGACAAAAAAGUUUCAAUGAAAUAUCCUAUUAAAAUGAUUGAGUAUUUUAAGAAGAGAACAUUAUCUCUUUCACAGUACUUGAGUGAUAUAUCCAAUUUACCUGCAAAAAUCUUAUUGGAUGAAUCAAAUAAACAAAUACUGAGAAAAUUGAUUAGUGAGAAACAAUUGACCUCAUUCGAAGGAGAGAUUUCUGAAGAUGCAUUCCCAAAAAUUGAUACUACUUCAACAUUUUACAAUAAAGAAUCAAAUUCCAUUAUGAUCCCUUCAGUUUCUAGUGGUCAUGGUUUUGACAAUUUUGAAAAAGCCCAAGCCAAGAGAGAACAAUUAUUGAAACACGCUAUUGAUGAAGGGUUGACUGAAAUCGACAAGAAAUUGAUAGAUAGAUUUUUUGAAUCAAAAGAGUCGUCAGAAGAAGCAAAAUAA